This is a messenger RNA of Anoplopoma fimbria (sablefish), 1509 nucleotides long. RefSeq lists its product as uncharacterized. The record is from RefSeq and is a predicted model, not a curated record. Bases 64 to 1509 code for a protein of 481 amino acids. The transcript is spliced from 4 exons. NCBI's taxonomy places the organism in Eukaryota, Metazoa, Chordata, Actinopteri, Perciformes, Anoplopomatidae.
CAGCUGAGGACUGAGACAGCUGAGGACAGAGACAGGUGAGGACAGAGACAGCUGAGGACGAAGAUGAAGACGGAGCUCUUCCUGCUCAUUGCUGCACUCGUCUGCGCUGCCGCUAAGCCGCUGAACAAGGCAGCGCAGAGGAACAAGCUGCUGCUGGUCUCCUUCGACGGCUUCAGGUGGGACUACGACCAGGACGUGGACACGCCGCACCUGGACCGCCUGAUGGAGGACGGAGUCAAGGCCAAGUACAUGACCCCCCCGAUGCUCACCAUGACAUCCCCGUCCCACUUCACCACCAUCACCGGCAGAUGGGUGGAGGAUCACGAAGUCGUCCACAACAUGAUGUUUAACGCCAAGACGAACCUAAAAGUUCCUCACAAACAGACUCUGACCCGAUCGGAGUGGUGGGACAACGGAGUUCUGCCGUUAUGGAUCACAGCUCAGAACCAGGGUCUGAAAACCGCCUCCUUCUACUACCCUGGGGGCGGGGCUAACUACAGCGGCCAGGUGGUCAACCGGGUGAUGGUGGAGGAAUCCGGCCGACCAGACGACAACGAGACGGAGUGGCGUGAAAACAUCGACAAGGUGAUGAGCUGGUUCUCUGACGAAGACUUCCACCUGGUGACGCUGUACUACGGCGAGCCGGACAACGUGGGCCACGCCAAGGGACCCGACCACCCGGACAGGAAGAAGAUCAUCCGCCAGAUCGACCGCACCAUCGGCUACCUGAGGGAAGCCAUCGACCGGCAUCUCCUGAGCGACCGCCUGAACGUCAUCAUCACCUCCGACCACGGCAUGACCACCGUCAAGAAGCGACCGCAGGUGGACGAGAUCAUCCUCAACAAGUACCUGAACCUCCUGAACCUCAUCAGCUUCGAGAUCCUGGACUACGGCGGGUUCGGCAUCCUGACGCCGCGGCCCGGGAAGGAGCAGGAAGUGUUCGCCGCUCUGUCCAACGCGCCCAAUCUGACGGUCUACCAGAAACACCAGCUUCCUGAGAGCUUCCAUCUCGCCAAGAGCGAGCGGCUGCCUCCCAUCGUGGUCGUCGCCGAUCUGGGCUUCAACCUGAACUCUAGGUUCAUCGUCUACGUGAACAAAGGCGACCACGGCUACCACAACGGAGAGAUGGACAUGAAGACCAUCUUCAGGGCCUUCGGACCCGACUUCAAGAAGAACUUCCUGUCGGAGCCGUUCGACAGCGUCCACGUCUACCCUCUGAUGUGCAAAGUGCUGCAGAUCCAACCGGCGCCGCACAACGGGUCUCUGGCCGUCACCGAGAAGAUGCUGCUGCACAGCGGUGAGUCUGAAGGUGAGUCGUUAGAGACCGUUAGAGACCGUCAGAGACCGCUAGAGACCGUCAGAGACCUUCAGAGACCGUUAGAGACCGUUAGAGAUUGCAGAGACCGUCAGAGACCGUCAGAGACCGUUAGAGACCGUCAGACUGACGUCGUGGUCGACUCAACCACAACUACGUCGUAUUUCUGUUCCUCCAUCAGUUUGGUUCUGUAA